AUGGCUGUUUUACAGAUCGCGUUUUCAUUAAUUCACGAAUUAUUUGUAGUGGGAUUCGUUGGUUUUCUUUUAAUUUAUGUGUGGUUCAAAUAUAGGUAUACGUACUGGACGAGAAAAGGGGUGACCGGGCCAAAGCCCUCUUUUCCUUUCGGAAAUUUCAAUGGAGUUAUCAGAAGAAAGAAACAGUUCUUUCAACCGUUUUGUGACGCCUAUUUUGAAUAUAAAAAGUUGCCGUAUGUGGGCCUUUAUUCGUUUAAUGUGCCAGUUCUCAGUAUCAACGAUCCUGAUUUGGUGAAGCAAAUUCUUGUGAAAGACUUUGAUAGUUUUCUGUCACAUGGAAUGUCUCCUAAGCCAAACGAUGGGGAUCCCCUAGGAGGACAUUUGUUUAAUCUGUAUGGAUCACAGUGGAAAGCGCUGCGAGCAAAGCUGUCACCGAUGUUUACGACAGGCAAAUUGAAGACGUUUUUCCCAUUAAUCAACAAAGUAGCAGGAGAGGCAUUGGAGUACAGUGAUGUGAUAUAUGAAAAAGGAUUAUCAUUAAAUUUUUCCGAAUUUUAUGCAAAGUACGCUAUGGAAAUCAUCGGCAGUAUCGGUUUUGGAAUUGAAAACGAUGGAUUCAAAAAGGAAACUGAGUUUUUUAAAUUUGGACAUGAAUAUUUUCAGCCGAGCUCAGUUUAUUGGACUCUAACACGAGCUAUAUCCUAUUUUACACCUGGCAUUUUGGAAAAACUACAGCUUAACAGAACCAAUCCAGAAAUCAAUCAGUUCUUUUACGAUCUUGUAAGAGAUACAGUUAAUUAUCGGGAGAAUAAUAAGUACAGCCGCAACGAUUUCAUACAGGCGCUUAUUGAUUUACAAAAGAGCGAAAAAGCAAGUGGAAAUAAGGGAUUUAAGUUUACGUUUACUGACGUCGCGGCAAACGCGAUGUUGUACAUGUUCGCUGGCUACGAUACAUCAGCGACAACGGGAAUGUUUAUGGCCUACGAAUUGGCGCGCAAUCCCGAAAUUCAGACCAAAGUUAGGGAAGAAAUAAAGUGUGUCCUCGCGAAAUACAACGGAGAAAUCACAUUCGAAGCGCAAAAUGACCUUACUUAUAUGAAUAUGGUUAUUGAUGAAACAUUGCGAAAGUAUCCGCCACUACGUGCAUUGUUCCGAAGGUGCAACAAAGACUUCAAAAUGCCCGACAGUGAUUUAGUCAUAGAAAAUGGGACUCUAGUAUUCAUACCAAUACAGGCGAUACAUAUGGACCCAGAUAUUUUUGAGGAUCCGGAGAGAUUUAACCCAGAGCGAUUUACUCCUGAAAGAAAAGCUAAAAUGCAUCCGUGUCAUUGGAUGCCGUUUGGAGAAGGCCCUCGGAAAUGCCUAGGAUUACGCCAAGGGUACAUUCAAUCUAAGGUUGGUCUAAUAAAGCUAUUGACUAACUAUGAAUUAUGUUUGGACAAAAGAACUAUAACUCCUAUAGAAGUUAAAGUAGCUUCCAUGUCUACAGCAGCCGAAGGAGAUAUUUGGAUUAAGUUAAGAAAAUUAGAAAACUGUUAA
Pieris macdunnoughi is the source of this 1539-nucleotide messenger RNA. Lineage: Eukaryota; Metazoa; Arthropoda; Insecta; Lepidoptera; Pieridae. The record is from the annotation of a GenBank genome assembly.